UCUAUAUUUAACCUGCAGGCCUGCUCGCUCGCUCGCGCUCUCUCUCUUUCACACACACUUGACAAACGAGGCCACAGAGUUGACGAGCAGGAUGGAGGAGGAGGCUACGACACAGCCCUCGGUGGCUGAACUCGCAGGAAGGUUCAGAGGCUCAGCUCCUCCACAUGAUGGCGCUGUGAAAGACACGGAGAAGCCGGUGAGACGUCGACCUCCUCGUUCACUACAGCUGCCGAAAACACACGGAGGCGACGAGGAGCCUCCAGGUGUCACCUCACCUCUUCCCGCCAAAACCAAGAGGAACUCUGCUCUGAUCGAGAAGCUCCAGGCCUCCCUCGCUCUCUCUCCCUCGGCCCAGCUGACGUCACCAAAGAGCCCCGCCUUCAGGCUGCUGCCUCCCGCCUUCCCCCUUCCCUCCCCCGGCUCCGCCCCAGUAACCACGCUAACCACCUCCUCCACUGCGACUCCCACCUGCCCAGUCGCCUCUUCACCAGUAACUGAGGAGGAGGGGCCUGUCUCCUUUGAGGCCCCUCCCAUAGUGGAGGAGGGGUCCAUCCUGUCGAGUAUCAACAAGAGCCGAGCUCGUCACUCCAUUCGGCGACGCCCUCCAUCCCGCCGCCACAGGGAGUCCAGCAGCGGAGACGACGCUGGAGUCGCUAAUGACGUAGAAGAGAAAACAACAGCAGGAGAAGACGUUUUUAAGACAAAUGAUAAAACAGAUGCUUCAACAUGUGAAACACAAUCCCACCGAGACGAUCAGUCAAAGACCAGAGAAGAAGAAGACGAAGAGAAGAAGGGGCGAGUAAAUGGACGGAUGGGAAGAGACGAGGGAGACAGAUCUUCUUCAGGACGAGAAGAGAAGGAAGCUCCGGAGAAAAGAUCUGAGCAAGCACACAAGGAAGAAGAGACUGAAGGAACGACAGAAGAAGAAAAGAGUGAGCUCCAUGAAGAUCCAGAUGUUCAGAUGAGUUGAAAUCAGAGGGUCGUGAUCUAAAAGGCCUGAACACUGGAGACGAACGUUUCUUCAUCUGUGACGUGAAGACGACAUGAAGACGACGUGAAGACGACAUGAAGACGACAUGAAGACGACAUGAAGACGA
This is a messenger RNA of Paralichthys olivaceus (Japanese flounder), 1097 nucleotides long. It is a transcript of the gene dub, whose product is annotated as duboraya. The record is from RefSeq and is a predicted model, not a curated record. Lineage: Eukaryota; Metazoa; Chordata; Actinopteri; Pleuronectiformes; Paralichthyidae.